CAUAAAUGCUCGCGUUUGGGCAAAUAUUUCUAAUAAAAAUAAUGAGCAGAGCAUUGAGUUUGAGGUUUGUUUAUAUGAUUGUAGAAUGGGGGAUAUGCUCAGUAAUAGUUGGAAAUCACUUCGUGGAAAAGCUAUUGCCUAUGUUUUUGAUUCUGUUAAAAUUAGUGUUUCUCCACAUCCAAACAAAGUUGGUGUGAUUAUGGUAGAGGGUGCUUACGAACCAUCAACGCCUAACCAAGAGGCUGAAUGUUCAAAAGGUAAAGAGACAAACAAAAGCAUUGAUGGUCAAGUUGGAUGUGAGAUUGGAAUAAUGCCUAAGGUUGUAGCCCAAGGGAAGUUUAAUUAUAGUGCAAAGAAUGCCCAUAAUAAUAAAUCAGUGACGAGUGAAUGGAAUUUAAAGCCCAAUGGAAGCAACAAAUCUGGAAUUUGCUGGUCAUAUGAAUAUACUACAGAUAAGGAUGCCAGAUAUAGAUUAGACUUUCCAUUUAACAGUCAACAUCAUCGUGGCAAAUGGGCAAUUGGAGAUAUGGUUGGAUUUCGUAUCGUUAUUAAGCAAGUAUUGCGUUACGUAAGAAUUAAGAGCAACUCUAUUAAUCCAACGUUUAUAAAUAUAACACAAUGCCCCAAAAUGACUCAUACACUCGAAAUAUAUUUUAAAACUAUUGAAGAUUUUAAUGAACGUUUUGCUGCACUCAAAAGGCGGCAUUUUAAGCAAGGAGAACUUAUUGUUACCCUAGAAGAUAUUAAGGAUGCAAAUGACGCUCAAAAUGUUUCAGAACUUAUAGAUAUAAACCGUGAUUUUAUGCGAAUCGAUUAA
Racocetra persica is the source of this 817-nucleotide messenger RNA. The record is from the annotation of a GenBank genome assembly. NCBI's taxonomy places the organism in Eukaryota, Fungi, Glomeromycota, Glomeromycetes, Diversisporales, Gigasporaceae.